Prunus armeniaca (apricot) is the source of this 363-nucleotide messenger RNA. Lineage: Eukaryota; Viridiplantae; Streptophyta; Magnoliopsida; Rosales; Rosaceae. The record is from the annotation of a GenBank genome assembly.
AUGUCCGAUAGCGAGUCUUUCUCCGAGCGUGAGCCCAACGCGUUCGAUGAGGAGUCAUCGGAAAGUCUCUUUGACUCCGAUGUUGAAGCGGCAGGGCCUGAUGCCGAGGAUGGAAGUGAUACCGAUGUCGAGAUACUCGGUGAAGGGCCCAGCUCCGUCCCUAUACAUGGCAUCGGAAAGGGGCUAAUGACCGCUCCGGUACCGUUGUCUAUUGUCUAUAGCGACGGCCGCCAUGUGGGUCUUGGCGCCCCUGAGGAGGCGAGCGGUAGUCACCAACCAGAGGCCUCCACUUCCGGCCGUGGUGAGUCCGCUGCCGAACCAUCCACCGACCGAGGGUUCGGUAGUCUACCCCAGCAAUCCUAG